AUGGACGGUCCGGCCACAAUAUCUGCCGGCGGGGCUACGCCCGUGUCGCCAACAAGUCCCGUGAGCGCACGCCAUGCGAACAACGGCCCUCCCAAGAGGAAGCGCAGCAGCAUGGCUCUCGACAGUAGCCCAGGCAGCAAUAUUGGUCAAGACGAUGACCAUGGCGAGCCUGACUCGAAAAAGCGCCAACCCGGUGUGAAGCGUGCCUGUAACGAGUGCCGGCAGCAGAAGUUACGAUGCGAUGUUGUGCAAGAUCCGUUCCAGAGUUGCUCAAGGUGCAAUCGUCUCAAACUUGAGUGCAAAAUUGAGUCAAACUUCAAGCGUAUCGGGAAACGCAGCAAGCAUGCCGAGAUGGAGAAGGAAAUCGAAAGGCUGCGACGCAAUAUUGUACGCGCCCAAAGUCAGGGUUACACCCUCGAAGACGACAUUGAGGACCUCCAGUCUCCCGUUGCGACGAGCGUCUACACACACACGCGGAACCCUUCUCUCAUGGGAUCUGACGAGGCUGUCUCCUCGCUGUUGCACCUGAAAAGGGGAGGCUCGUACAGCUUGCCACGCUAUACUCACGAGCUUGAAAAUGUUCGGUUGACCGAGGACUCGGUUAAUCAACUUUUCCACGAAUUUUUCGCCUACUACCAUCCUUUUUUGCCAUUCCUCAGUCCCCAGCAGUCGCCCGAUCAAUACUUCCAACAGCAUUCCCUACUCUUUUGGUCGAUAAUCUCAGUCGCUGCUCGCCGAUAUAGUGCUGACCCAACGCUGUUGACGUCGAUAUCAGGGCCUCUAACACGGUUGUUGUGGUCAACCAUUGGGGAUGUUCCAAGCAGCUACUUCGUUGUCAAGGCUCUGUGCCUGUUGUGCACCUGGCCCCUGCCAACAAGUACGACAAGUGCUGAUCCUACACACAUCCUAUGUGGUGUCAUGAUGAAGGUUGCGACGGGCAUUGGCCUUCACAGACCAAAUCACAGCCAGGAUUUUUCCCGGGUAUCUGUGGAUCUCAACAAGGAACAGCUCCACGACCGUGUCCAAACCUGGGCUGUCUGCAACAUUGUUGCUCAAAGUAUAGGUACUGGUUACGGUCAACCCGCGUCCACUCUCUACGAUUGGACUUUGGCCGUUCGACGAGGCGAGGAUGGGCCUUUUCGAUUGGCCCCUGAACUCGAGGCCAGACUUCAGGUUGAGAGGUUUUGUGACAAAGUCUCCAAAGAGAUGUAUAGUAAUGCUAGCGAUCCCCGAGGCGUUGCUGGAGAUGAGCACCGAGCCAUGUUGAUGAGAGUGUAUCGCAAGGAUUUCAACGAACUGCAGGCCUCAAUCCUUUCUCAGCACCUAGGACCAAUCGUCAACCUUCACAUGAGAGCAGCUGCCCUCCAUUUACGAUUAGCUGGCUUCUUCGACUCGAGCACGACUCCUGGCUACAUUGACGAUUUGAUGGGUCUCUGGCGAGCGACGACAAGUUUCCUCGACAACAUUCUUGAGGUUGAUAAAGUCACAUCACCCGGCCAGAACUCGCCAGGGCAGAUCUUGCUCUACGCAACAAACUACAUCCAACAAAUGCUGAUUGCGGCGGGCUUCGCAUUGCUGAAGCUCAUGCGGUCUUUCUUUGCGAAGACGAUUGACUUUGAUCGCGGUCGAAACCUCUUCCAUCAGACAAUCAACGCCAUCCGCGCGACAAGUGUCGUGAACAAUGACCUCCAAUGGCGCUUAGCCGAGCUGAUGGUACAGAUGUGGAAUGGAGCCCGGCUCGACAAUAACAGCCAGUCAUCCUACGACAAUGAUGACUCCCCACUUCUCAUUGAUGACACAUUGCAGCUCAAGGUGCGGUGUCGUCACAGCAUGAGUCUUGUUUUUGACUCCGUCUGGCGAUGGAGAGAAGAGUACCAAGCCCAAGGUAGAGGGUCACUCGAUGCCCUUAAACAGCCUACUAAUCCGGACUCAGCGAACGAGUCCUCGGCGUCAUCGACCCAUCUGGACAGCACUCUUAUGCCGGCAACUCAAGGAUUGCAAGCGAACAGCAUGCUCGCGUCCAACGGCGCGCUCACUCCUGGAGCAUCUGGCGGACUGAGCAACCAAGCAACAAACAACAUGCUGAGCGGCAUGAACUACGGCGAGACAAAUUACGAUUUUUUCGACCCACAGCACUGGAUGUUGGACGGCCUGCUGGAUUUCAAUUACAACUUUGUGCAACCCCUCGAAGGUGCAUAG
Colletotrichum truncatum is the source of this 2199-nucleotide messenger RNA. Its product is annotated as C6 transcription factor. NCBI's taxonomy places the organism in Eukaryota, Fungi, Ascomycota, Sordariomycetes, Glomerellales, Glomerellaceae. The record is from RefSeq and is a predicted model, not a curated record. Gene Ontology annotation, molecular function: DNA-binding transcription factor activity, RNA polymerase II-specific; zinc ion binding; transcription cis-regulatory region binding. Gene Ontology annotation, cellular component: nucleus. Gene Ontology annotation, biological process: regulation of DNA-templated transcription; DNA-templated transcription.